UUGAUGCGUGUCUAUGUUUUGACAGAUUUGUUUGUAUCAUGUUUUUGUUUAUUUCCCUUUUUGGGUCAAAGAUUUGAUAAUUUUUUCAAUCAAAAAAAUUGAGUUACAAUAAAAAUUACAUUUUUUCAUUUCAUUAAUAUGUCUGUUAUUGUAAUUGCUAUAGCUUCUGAAAGCGGAGUACCUAUAUUUUCGAGAAAACGGGGAAUCAAUGAAAAUAUCCAAUUUUCUACUAUUGCAUCUCUACAUGGAAUCAAUAUGUUCAGCAAAUGCCAUAACUUAGCAAUGGUUAGCACUCAAGUAGAUAAUGGGAAAAUUCUUUGGAAAGAAUACUGCAAGAGGUACCCAUUGAAAUAUCAGUACCUAAUAAUAUUCCUACUUAAAUAAUAAAUUCUAUAUUAAUAAUAUACUCUUAAAUAUUUUUAGUGUCACAUUAAUCGGUGUUGCUACAGGAGGUUUGGAAUGUGAUUUAGAGAUGCUGUUGGCUUGUGUACAUGAUGUAAUGGUAUUAUGUAUUGGCAAGAAGGACUUGGAGAAUCUCAAAAAUAUUGAUCAAGUGAAAAAAGAAUUAAGGCAAUGCUAUUCAAUCUUAGAUUACUUAUUGGAAUCAUUAGAUCCAAAUACAGCAUCAAAUUCAUUAGUGUUGGACCUUAUGCCGAGUAUUCUAUGUCCCCAAGCUCAACAAUUGCAGCAAGCUCUUGAUCAUUAUGAAGAAAGUGUAACUGGUCGCUGGGCAUGUCUCAGUAUCUAUGGUCACUUAGUAGCAACAAGUUCAGAUUUCCAAGAACUAGACCCCCGGGAAGCUCGGUUAUUACUACUAUUAACUGCAGCUCAAGAUGGUGCACCACUCAGAGACACACCUGUAUAUUUGCCACAAACAAGUCCUAAUGUAGCAUUUAGAGCAGUCACUUGUAAAUUAUUAGCAGAUGUAUACAUACUGGUGAUUUGUGGAGCCACACCAGCUCUAUCACAGAUUGAUGAAAUCGUACUACAGUGCUGGGAAGGAUACGCUCAAAUAAUCAAGGAAGCAAAGUUAAUUUACCCAAGAAAUUUCCCUAUCAGUAUUUCCUUUGAACCUACUAUAUUAGGUAUUUUAGCAAUCAACAUAACAAAACGGAGAUGUGUGUACUCGCGUCACGUCAAUGUUACAAAUCAAAAGAAUCGGAGUAUGUCAGGAGCGCAUCGGACCGACAUACUCCGUACAUUCUACGUCACAACUGCGAGGCAUUUGGCGCCUGAAUUAAAAAAUAAAGAGAACGACGACUACAAAGAUGACUGGGCUGAUGGCAUGUGUGACACAUACUGGAGUUCCGAAUACCACAAAUGCCACGCUCAGAGAUCAGGCAAUCUUAUGUGCUGUGUGCUAUACGCUUCUACAGUACCCAUUCAUACAAUGAGGCUAAUAACAACUCAAAUACUUCAGGAUCUGAACACAAACAAAGAAGUCUAUUGGUGAAUGAAAAUCAUGUAUGGCAUUCACAAAAAUCAUUUCAAUAAAUCCGUCCAUGUAAAAAAGUACAUAAUAAUUAAUUAUAAGUAAGGUUGAAUACACUUUGAGCCAAUAAGUGGAAGAAAUAUUGGUAUAUGAAAGAAAUUAUGAAGUCUCAGGACUUGAGUCAAAAAUUAGGAUGAUUAG
This is a messenger RNA of Diatraea saccharalis (sugarcane borer), 1633 nucleotides long. The record is from the annotation of a GenBank genome assembly. NCBI's taxonomy places the organism in Eukaryota, Metazoa, Arthropoda, Insecta, Lepidoptera, Crambidae.